AUGAACAGAAUUAUGAGCGAUAUAAAGAAGCAAAUCCUUUUCACGCCGGGUCCUUUGAUGACGACGGAUACAGUGAAAAGAGCUAUGUUUAAAGAUUUUGCAAGUCGCGAUAUAAGAUUUAUGGAAGCCGUCAAGUCUAUUAGGAAGAAAAUGAUUACUAUUGCUCAACUAGAUCCCAAUAAAUGGACUUGUAUACUUCAACAAGGUGCAGGUACUAUGGCUAUUGAAGCAGCUAUAUCAACUACUGUUCCAAAAUUAAGUCCAAAAUAUCUUCUUCUUAACUCUGGAAAAUAUGCUGAACGACAGGGUCAAAUUGUCAAGCGACUUGGUUUCCCUAUGAUAUCUCUUAAAUCUGAAGAAGGGAAAGAAAUUGAUUUUAAUGCAUUAAAUGAACUUUUAAAAUCUAAUAGUGAUGUGACAACAGUUGGAUAUGUACAUCAUGAGACCAGUACAGGAAUGAUUUAUCCUGCUGAAGAUAUUGGUAGAAUUGUACGUCAACAUAUCCCUAAUGCCGUUAUUAUUAUGGACGCUAUGAGUAGUUUUGGAGCUAUACCUGUAAAUGUUGAAAAAGCUUGUGAUAUUCUUAUUACCUCAGCAAAUAAGUGUUUUCAUGGUGUUCCUGGAUUUGCAAUCAUACUUGCUCGAAAAGAAUUGAUUAAAAGUUGUAAAGGACAAUCUAGAAGUAGUUGCUUGGAUUUGUAUGCUCAAUAUUUGUCAUUUGAAAAGACGAAUCAAUUUAUCAUUACACCCCCUGUUCAUACUAUAAUGGCUUUCUAUCAGGCCCUUAUUGAGUAUGAAGAAGAAGGUGGUAUUAAAGGGAGGAGCAAAUCAUAUGAACUCAAAUCCCGUAUUGUUCUUGAAGAAGCAAAAAAGUUGGGAUUCACAUUAUUUCUUAAUGAAAAGAAACCCUCAUUUGGACAUAUUGUUGUCUGUCUUAAUAUGCCAUCUGAUCCAAGAUGGAACUUUAAAAAAUUUUACUUAUUUUUGAAUCAGAGAGGAUUUAUUUUGUAUCCUGGAAAGGCUUCACAUGCAGAAACAUUUCGAAUAGGAAUUAUUGGUAGUACGAGUUGCAAAGAUAUGAAAGAACUAAUGAACUGUGCAAGGGAAGCACUUCUCUCAAUGGGGAUAGAGAGACUUGGCUCAAAAAGUAAUUUAUAG
Molecule: messenger RNA, 1158 nt
Organism: Trypanosoma theileri
Lineage: Eukaryota; Euglenozoa; Kinetoplastea; Trypanosomatida; Trypanosomatidae
Product: 2-aminoethylphosphonate:pyruvateaminotransferas e-like protein
Exons: 1
Coding region: 1-1158 (385 amino acids)
Biological process (GO): organic phosphonate catabolic process
Molecular function (GO): 2-aminoethylphosphonate:pyruvate transaminase activity
Source: RefSeq, a predicted model, not a curated record